GGGACAGGCGGCACUUCCGGGACGGCGUUUCAUUGAACGUUGGGGUGGCGGUAGGCUCUCAACUAGAGUUCGCCCUUUGCGAUGAGAAGUAAACACUACGCCUCAAAGUUCCGCUUUACUUCGAGGUAUAGGAUUUGUUUUUAGACAAAACGUGUUUCCUGUCCGCGGCUGUAUUGUUUUGCGCUUCUGUUCAAGAUCCUGUGAUGACGGGUCCUUGCCAAUGGGUGUGAGCCGACUCGAUGUACUCUACAGAAAGCUCCUCCUCACUAAGCUCUUCAUGCAGGGCUGGGGGAAGCCGGAGGACCUGAAAAGAAUAUUUGAGUUCCGGAAGCUCAUAGGAGACAGAGAGAAGUGUAAGCACCUGGUACCACGAGACUAUCCGGUGGUUAUUGACAAGGUGGAGGAACAGUCAGACUGCAGAAUUCACAAUGGACAUUUCAUAUCUCCACUGGCUCAGCUCGUGCCAGGCAUCCUGCCAACAGAGUCCGUCAAGGCCAGCUUUCAGUUUAUAGUGCCCAAACGAUGGCGGAAGCACAGACCGGUGUGUAUCCACUUAGCCGGAACGGGAGAUCACUUUUUCUGGAGGAGGCGAACCCUCAUGGCCAGGCCCAUGAUCAAAGAGACGGGAAUGGCCUCGCUGCUGCUGGAGAACCCUUAUUAUGGAUGCCGAAAGCCUAAAGACCAAGUGCGUUCCAGUCUGAAAAACGUGUCGGACCUCUUCGUGAUGGGUGGCGCGCUCGUCCUGGAGUCCGCAGCUCUACUUCACUGGCUGGAGAGGGAGGGCUACUGGCCACUGGGCAUGACUGGCAUCUCUAUGGGAGGCCAUAUGGCGUCUUUAGCUGUGACAAACUGGCCCAAGCCAAUUCCUCUGAUUCCCUGUCUCUCCUGGAGUACUGCUUCCAGUGUUUUUACCACAGGGGUUUUAAGUAAAGCUGUAAACUGGAGAGAGCUUCAGAAGCAGUAUGCUGCACAAACAGUGUAUGAAGAGGAGAUCGUCCACAUGCUGGAGUAUUGUGGGACAGACUCAUUCCGCAUGGGCCAGGAUUUGGUGCGCGACGCCCCAGGCAGCUUGGACCGCCUCUCGGACCUGACCCUGACCCUUGGACAGAGCGGGCCUGCGCGAGUGCGGCUGGGCCUACGCAGCAGGGUCAGUGGGGGACAGAGUAGCCAUGGCGACGUGGAGCACGUGUUGUCCGCUGCGGGCACCGCCAGCGCCAAGGGUGCCAGGUCCUUGCAACGGGAGUCUCUGAGCUUCAUGAAGGGGGUCAUGGAUGAAUGCACGCACAUCGCCAACUUCUCAGUGCCGGUGGAUCCCAGCCUGAUCAUCAUCGUGCAGGCCAAAGAGGACGCAUACGUCCCUCGCGCCGGCGUGCGCAGCCUACAGGAGAUCUGGCCCGGCUGUGAGGUGCGCUACCUGGACGGAGGACACAUCAGCGCCUACCUGUUCAAGCAAGCUCUCUUUAGGAAAGCCAUUUAUGAUGCCUUCAGCCGGUUCCUUCAGAAGUACCCUGCACUGUAGCCACAGGCCCUCCAACACUGACCAUCAGUGAGACAGGUGCCAAUCUGAGUCAGUCACAGGAGCAAAGAAACUUGAAUGUAACGUCUAACGCACCACAACUCUCAGGGGACUGCAUAACUGAAAGCAUGUCCUGUAGUGCUGCUAAAGACGGUAGGGGAGGGUUGUCUUUACACAAAAACAGAGAGGUUUAUAGACAUUUACGCACCAGAUUGUACGGUACAACCUCUUGGUAUGGCAGCUGCAAACUACCACGGCCCUUUCUUACUGAAACGUAUUUCACCUUCACUCACACCAUCAAUCAAAAAAAGGAUAAUGAGGUUCAUGACGCCUUUAAUGUACUUAAUACUUUUUUGGAACCAUGCGCUUUCAUGUAUUACAGAAACUCAACAAAUCACUGCCAAAUCUGCGGUAGCGUGGACAUGCCGCGUUAGUCAUAGCAUAGAUGGUACAGUAAGGCUUCUUUAAUCCAGUGUGGACCUAAAACAUCCUCGACUUAGUCUCAGCCUUAUCCCUAAUCACUUCGUGUCUGUUCCAACGCUAAAAUAAAAAGGAUAUUUCUGAGACUUA
Molecule: messenger RNA, 2086 nt
Organism: Electrophorus electricus (electric eel)
Lineage: Eukaryota; Metazoa; Chordata; Actinopteri; Gymnotiformes; Gymnotidae
Gene: abhd18
Product: abhydrolase domain containing 18
Source: RefSeq, a predicted model, not a curated record